Salarias fasciatus (jewelled blenny) is the source of this 2020-nucleotide messenger RNA. RefSeq names its product transmembrane protein 250 (gene tmem250). The coding region runs from base 405 to 824 and encodes 139 amino acids. NCBI's taxonomy places the organism in Eukaryota, Metazoa, Chordata, Actinopteri, Blenniiformes, Blenniidae. The record is from RefSeq and is a predicted model, not a curated record. The transcript has 2 exons.
GCACCGGCUCUUUUCUCUCUGCCUCUCCGGCUGGCUAAAGGCUAGCCCGCCGUGGUCGGGGAGAAACAAAAUAAACGGUGUGCGUGUUUCGUAAACAUUACCAUCAGCUUUUCGCAAUGUGUCACAAGGCCACAAUAAACCGACAGGCGUCUGGUCGAUGAGGCGGACGACGUCGUAGGAUCUGUUGCAUAACCUUGUUGUAUUUCAAGACGUGGACUUCGCUGAUCAGAACCCACAGACAACACAAGCAACCACCUCUGAUUCCUGGACCCGCUCCCCACCAGGAGCCAUUCUGAAUUCCACAACCAAAUGAAGCUAACCUCCACCCCAGAAGCAGCUCUCACAGAAGGCCUCCCCAGCGACAACGACCCCAGUGCAGUGUUCUGGGCUCCGGUAGCCCAUCCAUGCCUAUCAUCCCCAUCCCACGGCGGGUGCGCAGCUUCCAUGGCCCCCACACCACCUGCAUGCACUCGGCCUGCGGGUCAACGAACACUUCCAAGCUAGUGCGCACCAAAUACAACAACUUUGACCUCUACCUGCGCUCCCGCUGCAUGUACAGCUUCCUCCGCUUCCUGCUGUACUUCGGCUGCAGCCUGCUCACCUCUCUGCUCUGGGUGUCGCUCUCGGCCCUUUUCUUCCUGCAGUACAUCAGCGUGCGCGUGCUGCUGCGGCUGCAGUACAAGUUGUCGGUCAUGCUGCUGCUGUUAGGUCACCGCCGCCUGGACUUCGGCGUGCUGAACGACCUGAUCAUCUACAGUAUGCAGAUCACCAUGUUCCUGGUGGGGGGACUCGGCUGGUGCUUCAUGGUGUUUGUGGACAUGUAGCUAUGCCACCAGCAAAAAUCAAAUGUGAUUGUGUCGAUUAUGAUGUGAAUACUUGAUGCUGCAACUUCAGCAGAGUUCACUAUGUCCUAUAGUGCUUAUUUGGGGGAGGAAAAAAAACUUUGAAUAUGAACAAUUUAAAUUUAAGUUGGUUUUGUUUGAUCAAAAUGAAAUCUUUUAAGAAUGUGGAGUCAGUUGAGGCACUGAGUGAGCGUCUUAAAGAUCGUAGUGCUUUGCUCAUGUAAGUCCAAGUUAUUUUAAAAAAAAUUAUCUGGAUGCUAAAAAAAAAAAAUGAAGUCAGUCUGAACAUAAAAGUCAGACUUGAUCCAUAAAGGGAUCAGUCACAUUAAAGUCUUGUAUUUUUUAUUGUAUUUCAUGCUGUUUGUAAACUGUAUUGGGAAAAUUUCAAGAGGCAUCAUGUCAUGUUCAAAACGUGUUUACAACUAUGGAAAAUAUGAAUGUUCAUGUCAGUUUUGCACGGGAAAAGUGACACAUGGCCGGUGGUGUUUGCCGACUGUGAUGCAAGACAGACGCUGCUGCCAGUGUGAGUCAAGCUGAGCUCCAGAAGCAUACUCUGGUACCAGAUCGUUAACGUUUUGUAAAUUUUUGUUGUGCGUGAACACAACAGCAUGUAAAUAUAAAUAUACAACAGAAGUGAAGAUCAUAUACAGUAAGUUAUAGUUGACUUAAGUGACCAAAACAUGGGAGCUCCUCAAACAACAGUGUGCAUAAUGUAGCUUUGUGGCGGAAUAAGGGAUGAAAAGCAUUGUGUAGCCCAAGUGACAAACAUCUACAUUUUUGUAAAGUUAUUUAAUAAAUCCUUGGUUCAUGAAAUGAUCUGUGGCGUGAGAUGCAUGGGCAAGUGAAUGCGUUUACUGUGUAGUCUAACACCCAUGAUGCCGUGCCCCGAGCUGUGUCAUAAGAGUGUGUGACAGUUCAAAUUGAGAACAGCUUUGGGUCAAGUGUUCCAUCAGUCGCUCUUCACAUGGUUUCAGAGCUGCUCUGACAGACUUCUCUGUUUAGCUUCCUCCAGCACACAAACACCAACCACAGCAAGACCCUGCUGGUUCUGCCAAGCAUAACAAUGGAAAUGUCUGUGUCCCAAUCACCUUAUAUAGCCUCAUUUUCACAUGCCGUGAAGCAGGAAUUAAUGAGGGCACAACAAGCUAAAGCACUGAAAUAAGCCUUUUAAUGCUUCA